Molecule: messenger RNA, 1191 nt
Organism: Penicillium alfredii
Lineage: Eukaryota; Fungi; Ascomycota; Eurotiomycetes; Eurotiales; Aspergillaceae
Product: F-box protein
Exons: 1
Coding region: 1-1191 (396 amino acids)
Molecular function (GO): protein binding
Source: RefSeq, a predicted model, not a curated record
AUGUCUUAUGAUGAAACAGACUUCCAGAUCUUCACGCUUUUUACUGAUCCGGACAACUGGUCCAAGGAGAAGUUGAUGGAGCUCCUGUGCCGUGACAUGCCCAACGAGGAACAUGUCAAUGCGUAUUGCCACAUCUCGUCCUCUGCCCUCGUGAUCAAGCCCGAGGAUGUGAGAUCAACUCUGGGUGAUCUUGAAAGUCUCCCCCGUGAGAUCCUCCACAAGACGCUCGAGGAAUUGAGCUUCGCCUCGAUCGAGAUCUUCUCACGAACCUGCCGAGCGGCCCGCUUGCUCGUCGACAAAGUCAUGGCCUACCGGGAGUUGAUCCGAUUCAUACCAAAGAUCCUUACCAUCUUCAGCGACACCAGGCUGAUGCAAUACCAUUCUGUGGCGGAUGUGCGACAGGAGCUUCAUUUCCGCUACUGCCGGUCCUGCGGGGACGUUGGCACCUACUUGUUUCUUCCCACGUGCGAGCGAGUCUGUCUGACCUGCCUGAACUUCAACCAGGCCUACUGGUGUCUCCCGCAGUCGCAGGUCAGCCAGGCCUUUGCCCUGCCCGACAAUGUCGUCGAAACACUCCCGGUACAGAUCAUCUCCCAGUCCUCAUACAGAUCUACCGAGGAAUGGCCCGAGCUCGACACAACGCAGUACCAGCUAGUCGCAGUCAAGUCGGCCCUGCAGGUCGCCAUCAACUGGCACGGCUCGCAGGCAAAGGUGCAGGAGGAGGGCAACCUCAUCUCACCCGACAAGUUCGCCGACAGCAGCGCCACCGAGUGCGAAGAAGGCGCACUGUUUCGAUACCUGCGCGAAGCCAAACUGGGCCCCCUGGCACACAAUCCUUCCCUCGACCCGCCGCCCACUCGGACCCUCGUCCACCACGAAUUCCACGGGCUGGCUUCCAUCUGGAUCCCAUUCAUGCCGCAUCGGGGCACCAUUCCCGAGAAGCUCUAUUUCUGCGGCGGCUGCCAGAACAUCGUGAAGAGAUUCGACCCGAAUAUCAGUGACCGUGUGUUGGGACAGAUGGACAUCGACCCCGGAAUGCCGUUCCAGGAAAUCAGGCGGAGGCUGCUGGGCAAGGCCUGGAAGGCCCGCACCUGGGAUGAAAUGGUGGAACAUAUCCGUUCUGAGUGCAGUGGUGGAAGGGGGAUGAUGUUCGAGGAGAAAAUGGCUGCCUUUGGCGCUGUUGCCGGCUGA